Molecule: messenger RNA, 8978 nt
Organism: Rhea pennata
Lineage: Eukaryota; Metazoa; Chordata; Aves; Rheiformes; Rheidae
Gene: MYO7A
Product: myosin VIIA
Exons: 47
Coding region: 13-6579 (2188 amino acids)
Cellular component (GO): myosin complex; cytoskeleton
Molecular function (GO): ATP binding; protein binding; cytoskeletal motor activity
Source: RefSeq, a predicted model, not a curated record
GAUUAUGUGUGGAUGGACCUCAAAACUGGUCGGGAAUUCGAUGUCCCCAUUGGAGCAGUGGUUAAACUCUGUGACUCUGGGCAGAUCCAGGUUGUCGACGAUGAAGACAAUGAGCACUGGAUUUCCCCACAGAAUGCCAGCCACAUCAAACCCAUGCACCCAACCUCCAUCCAUGGAGUAGAGGACAUGAUCCGCCUUGGGGAUCUGAAUGAGGCCGGAAUCCUCAGGAACCUGCUGAUCCGCUACCGGGAGCACCUGAUCUAUACAUACACUGGUUCAAUACUGGUGGCAGUAAACCCCUACCAGCUCUUACCCAUCUACUCACCGGAGCAGAUACGCCUGUAUACCAACAAAAAGAUUGGGGAGAUGCCACCACACAUCUUUGCAAUUGCUGACAACUGCUAUUUCAACAUGCAGCGCAACAACAAGGACCAGUGUUGCAUUAUAAGCGGUGAAUCAGGAGCAGGGAAGACAGAAAGCACCAAACUGAUUCUGCAGUUCCUGGCUGCUAUCAGCGGUCAGCAUUCCUGGAUUGAGCAGCAGGUCCUGGAGGCAAAUCCCAUCUUGGAAGCUUUUGGGAAUGCAAAGACAAUCCGUAAUGACAACUCCAGCCGAUUUGGGAAGUAUAUUGAUAUCCACUUCAACAAGAGGGGAGCCAUCGAGGGGGCAAAGAUUGAACAAUACCUACUGGAGAAGUCCCGGGUCUGCAGACAAGCCCAGGACGAGAGGAAUUAUCACGUGUUUUACUGCAUGCUAAGAGGAAUGACAAUGGAGCAGAAGAAGAAACUGGGUCUAGGGAAAGCCACUGACUACAACUAUCUUGCGAUGGGUAACUGCACCACCUGCGAUGGUAGAGAUGAUAGCAAAGAGUAUGCGAAUAUUCGCUCUGCAAUGAAGGUCCUUAUGUUCACCGACACUGAGAACUGGGAGAUCUCCAAGCUGCUGGCUGCCAUACUGCACAUGGGGAACCUGCAGUAUGAAGCUCGGACCUAUGACAACCUGGAUGCCUGCGAGGUUGUUCAGUCGACAUCAUUAAUCACUGCAGCAUCAUUGCUGGAGGUUGACCCUCAGGAUGUGAUGAACUGCCUUACCAGCCGUACUAUAAUCACAAGAGGUGAGACCGUCUCCACCCCCCUCAGCAUGGAACAAGCGCUCGACGUGAGGGAUGCUUUUGUAAAGGGAAUUUAUGGGCGGCUUUUUGUGUGGAUUGUGGAGAAGAUCAAUGCUGCAAUUUACAGACCUCCUUCCCAGGAACUCAAAAGUGUCAGGAGAUCCAUCGGCCUCCUUGACAUCUUUGGCUUUGAGAACUUCACUGUGAACAGUUUUGAGCAGCUUUGCAUUAAUUUUGCUAAUGAGAACUUGCAGCAGUUCUUCGUGCGCCACGUCUUCAAACUAGAGCAGGAGGAGUACAACCUGGAGAACAUCAAUUGGCAGCACAUUGAGUUCACUGACAACCAGGACGCCUUGGACAUGAUUGCCAUCAAACCGAUGAACAUCAUCUCCCUCAUUGACGAGGAGAGCAAAUUCCCCAAGGGAACAGAUUCCACAAUGUUACACAAGCUGAACUCCCAGCACAAGCUGAACACCAACUAUAUUCCACCGAAGAACAACUAUGAAACCCAGUUUGGUAUUAACCACUUUGCUGGAAUUGUUUACUAUGAAACGAAAGGUUUCUUGGAGAAAAACAGGGACACGCUGCAUGGAGACAUCAUUCAGCUGGUGCAUUCCUCAAAAAACAAAUUCAUCAAGCAGAUCUUCCAAGCAGAUGUGGCAAUGGGAGCGGAGACGAGGAAGCGCUCGCCGACGCUCAGCAGCCAGUUCAAGCGGUCCCUGGAGCUGCUGAUGAGGACUCUCAGUGUGUGCCAGCCCUUUUUUGUCCGCUGCAUCAAGCCCAAUGAGUACAAGAAGCCCAUGCUGUUUGAUCGGGAGCUGUGUGUCCGUCAGCUGAGAUACUCAGGGAUGAUGGAAACAAUACGGAUCCGCCGGGCUGGCUAUCCCAUCCGCUACACUUUUGUGGAGUUCGUGGACAGGUACCGGGUGCUCAUGCCUGGAGUGAAGCCAGCAUACAAGCAGGGUGACCUGCGUGGGACAUGCCAGCGCAUUGCAGAAGCUGUGCUCGGGAAGGAUGAUGACUGGCAGAUUGGCAAGACAAAAAUAUUCCUGAAGGACCACCACGAUAUGCUGCUGGAGAUCGAGAGGGACAAAGCCAUCACGGACAAAGUCAUCCUCAUCCAGAAGGUAGUCCGUGGUUUUAAAGACAGGUCCAAUUUCCUGAAAAUGAGAAAUUCAGUCCUGAUGAUUCAGAGGUACUGGCGUGGACAUAACUGCAGGAAGAACUACGGUGCUAUGCGAAUCGGCUUCCUGAGACUUCAGGCCCUCUACCGAUCCCGCAAACUCCACAAGCAGUACCACAUGGCCCGUAGGCGGAUCAUCGAGUUUCAGGCCCGGUGCCGGGGCUACCUCGUCCGUAGGGCUUUUCGCCACCGCCUCUGGGCCGUCCUGACCGUCCAGGCGUACGCUCGGGGCAUGAUUGCCCGGAGGCUGUAUAAGCGCCUUCGGGGGGAAUAUCAUCGACGCCUGGAAGCAGAGAAACUUCGGCUGGCGGAAGAAGAACGACUGCGAAAAGAGAUGAGUGCCAAGAAAGCCAAAGAGGAAGCAGAAAAGAAACACCAGGUACGCCUGGCCCAGCUGGCCCGGGAAGAUGCAGAGAGAGAAGUAAAGGAAAAGGAGGAAGCCCGUCGGAAGAAAGAGCUGUUAGAAAAAAUGGAGAAAGCUCGCAAUGAGCCUGUGAAUGACUCAGAUAUGGUGGACAAAAUGUUUGGAUUCCUAGGGACAACCUCCUCUCUGCCUGGCCAGGAAGGACAAGCACCCAAUGGCUUUGAGGAUCUUGAGCGAGCCCAGAAAGAGCUGGAGGAAGAGGACCUUGAUGCUGCAUUGCCCCUCCCUGAGGAAGAGGAGGAAGAUCUCUCAGAGUACAAAUUCGCCAAGUUUGCCGCCACAUAUUUCCAGGGCACAACAACACACACCUACAUCCGCCGGCCUCUCAAGCAGCCUCUCUUGUACCAUGAAGAUGAAGGAGACCAGUUGGCAGCACUUGCCGUAUGGAUCACUAUCCUCCGUUUCAUGGGAGACCUCCCUGAGCCUAAAUAUCACACAGCCAUGAGUGAUGGUGGCGAGAAAAUACCAGUAAUGACCAAGAUAUAUGAGACUCUUGGGAAGAAGACCUAUAAAAAAGAACUGCAGGCGCUGCAGGGAGAAGGAGAGAGUACUCACAUUGAUGGGCACAAGAAGAAUAGUGUGCGGCACAAACUGGUCUCCUUAACACUCAAGAAGAAAUCCAAACUGACAGAGGAGGUGACAAAGAGACUUCAUGAUGGUGAGUCCACGCUUCAGGGUAAUAGCAUGCUUGAAGACCGACCCACCUCCAACCUGGAGAAGCUCCAUUUCAUUAUUGGUAAUGGCAUCCUCAGGCCAGCAUUAAGGGAUGAAAUUUAUUGUCAAAUCUGUAAGCAGCUGACCCAGAACCCUUCCAAAAGCAGCCAUGCCAGGGGCUGGAUCCUGAUGUCCCUGUGUGUGGGAUGUUUUGCUCCAUCUGAGAAGUUUGUGAAAUAUUUAAGGAAUUUUAUCAAUGGAGGCCCCCCUGGUUAUGCUCCCUACUGUGAAGAGAGGCUGCGGCGGACGUUUGCCAAUGGGACAAGGACACAGCCUCCUAGCUGGCUGGAACUGCAGGCAACCAAGUCCAAGAAACCCAUCAUGCUGCCUGUCACGUUUAUGGAUGGGACAACAAAAACCCUGCUGACAGACUCUGCAACAACUGCUAAAGAGCUCUGUAAUUCUCUUGCUGACAAGAUCAGCCUGAAGGACCGAUUUGGGUUUUCGCUUUACAUCGCACUGUUUGACAAGGUCUCUUCACUGGGGAGUGGCAAUGACCAUGUGAUGGAUGCUGUGUCUCAGUGCGAGCAGUACGCCAAAGAGCAGGGAGCACAGGAGCGCAAUGCACCUUGGCGGCUCUUCUUCAGGAAGGAGAUCUUCACUCCUUGGCACAACCCAAGUGAGGACAAUGUGGCCACGAAUCUCAUUUACCAACAGAUUGUCCGGGGUGUGAAGUUUGGGGAAUAUCGGUGUGACAAAGAAGAAGAUCUGGCAGAACUGGCUUCCCAACAGUACUAUGUGGACUAUGGAUCAGAGAUGGUGCUGGAAAGGCUGCUAAAUCUAAUUCCAUCCUACAUCCCAGACAGGGAGAUCACAGCUUCAAAAACAGUGGAGAAAUGGGCUCAGCUCAUCAUAGCUGCACAUAAAAAGGGAAUUUAUACUCAGAAGAGAACAGACCCCAAAAAAGUCAAGGAAGAAGUGGUGGAUUUUGCACGUUUCAAGUGGCCUUUACUGUUUUCUCGAUUUUAUGAAGCCUUCAAAUUCUCAGGGCCAAGCCUGCCUAAAAACGAUGUGAUUGUAGCUGUCAACUGGACAGGGGUGUAUUUUGUGGAUGAACAGGAGCAGGUUCUCUUAGAGCUCUCUUUCCCAGAGAUCACAGCUGUGUCAAGCAGCAGGCUUUGCCUCUAUCUGUUGAUGCUGUUAUCUUUCUUCUUUGUGUCUCCUGUGAAAAUGUAUCCUAGAGGGGGAAAGCUGCAAGGGCAGAGUUUCACUUUGGCCACCAUUAAAGGCGAUGAAUACACUUUCACCUCCAACAAUGCAGAGGACAUCCGGGACCUCGUGGUGACCUUCCUUGAAGGACUAAGGAAAAGAUCCAAGUAUGUAGUCACUCUCCAAGACAACCUAAACCCUGUGGGAGAAGAAUCUGGUUUCCUCAGCUUCCUCAAAGGAGACCUCAUAGUUCUGGACCAGGAUACAGGAGAACAUGUGAUGAACUCAGGCUGGGCUAAUGGGUUCAACGAGCGGACCAAGCAGAGAGGAGAUUUCCCAACAGAUUCUGUUUACGUCUUGCCUACAGUCACCAUGCCUCCACUGGAGAUUGUGGCACUGGUCACAAUGACCCCCGACCAACGACAAGAUGUUAUCAGAACCUCCCAGUUGGCAAUUUCAGACAGUGAAGAGAGGGUGAAACCAUAUACCUUGGAGGAAUUUUCCUAUGAUUAUUUUAGGCCACCUCCCAAGCACACCCUGAGCCGGGUCAUGAUUACCAAGAGCCGUGGGAAGGACAAGCUGUGGUGUUACACCCGCGAGCCCAUCAAACAGCCGCUGCUGAAGAAGAUCUUAGGCAGCGAGGAACUGUCCCAAGAAGCCUGCAUGGCCUUCAUUGCUGUGCUGAAGUAUAUGGGCGACUAUCCAUCCAAAAGGACUCGCUCUGUCAAUGAGCUGACAGACCAGAUAUUUGAAGGUGCCUUGAAAGCUGAGCCCCUGAAGGAUGAAAUCUACUGCCAGACCCUAAAGCAGCUCACAGACAAUCACAUCAAGUACAGUGAAGAAAAAGGCUGGGAGCUGUUGUGGUUGUGUACAGGCCUUUUCCCUCCAAGUAACAUUCUCCUGCCCCAUGUCCAGAGGUUCCUGCAGUCCCGGAAGCAUCACCCUUUGGCAGCAGACUGCAUCCAGAGACUCCAGAAAGCACUGAGGAAUGGCUCCAGGAAGUACCCACCCCAUCUUGUAGAAGUGGAAGCAAUUCAACACAAAACUACCCAAAUCUUCCACAAAGUUUACUUCCCUGAUGACACCGAUGAGGCAUUUGAGGUGGAGUCCAGUACAAAAGCCAAGGAUUUCUGCCAGAACAUCUCCAACAGGCUGCUCCUAAAGUCCUCUGAGGGUUUCAGCCUCUUUGUCAAAAUCUCUGACAAGGUCAUCAGUGUGCCUGAGGGAGAUUUCUUCUUCGACUUUGUCAGACACCUGACAGACUGGAUAAAGAAAGCAAGACCUGCAAAAGACGGUAUAGUGCCUUCCCUCACCUACCAAGUGUUCUUCAUGAAGAAGCUGUGGACCAACACAACACCCGGAAAGGACUCCAUGGCAGACUCAAUUUUCCACUAUUACCAGGAGUUACCAAAGUACCUGCGUGGCUACCACAAGUGUACACGGGAGGAAGUCCUGCAGCUGGCGGCUCUCAUCUACCGGGUGAAGUUUGAGGAUGACAAGUCCUAUUUCCCCAGCAUCCCCAAGCUCCUGAAGGAGCUGGUGCCUCAGGACCUCAUCCGGCAGCUCUCUCCAGAUGACUGGAAAAGGUCCAUCGUGGCAUACUACAACAAGCACGCAGGCAAAACCAGAGAAGAAGCCAAGCUUGCCUUCCUAAAGAUAAUCUUCAAGUGGCCUACAUUUGGAUCAGCAUUCUUUGAAGUGAAGCAAACUACAGAGCCAAAUUAUCCAGAGAUCCUUCUAAUUGCCAUCAACAAGCAUGGAGUCAGCCUCAUUGAUCCCAAAACCAAGGAUAUUCUCAUCACUCACCCCUUCACAAAGAUUUCCAACUGGAGCAGUGGCAACACGUACUUCCAUAUAACCAUCGGCAACCUGGUGAGGGGAAGCAAGCUGCUCUGUGAGACGUCCCUGGGCUACAAGAUGGAUGAUCUUUUGACCUCGUACAUCAGCCAGAUGCUAACAGCCAUGAGCAAGCAGAGGAGCGCAAAGGGUAGCAAGUGAACUGCAAGAAGCCAGUGGCAGGUUGCCAUGGGGCUAAUUCACCAGCUGAGGCUUGUGGGAUACCCAUGCAGCUGGGGGAGAACCUUUUCCUCUCAGAUGUGGAAGAUGAGCCGAACGCCAUCUGGGAGUUCGCUGGACUCAGACAUUGAGGGUUCAAGUACCACCUCCCCCUCCAGUGAAGAUGACUAUCUCUGACUUCGCAUCCUCCUUCCUCACCCUGUACUUUGACUCUGUGUUAAACCUCAAAGAUAUCCAGGUAACACCACGGCUGUCAGACAGGCUGAGCAAAGAGAUGCUGGCAGGAUGUUUGCCUGGAACCAAAGAGUUGGCAUUGCAAAGGCUCUGGGAAGAAGAGGGGAGUGUGUGUGUGUGUGUCUGAUGUGAGUGUGAUUUUUUGUUUUAAGUAAAGAGAGAACUAUCAGGGUGCUAGCGGGUUUUGGAGAGGCUAUGGGCAUUUCAGGUUUGAAGAGAAGUAACAGAGCCCCAGACUAUGCUGGAAAGAGAGCCAAUGAACACUGCAGGUGUUGUUUUUGACAUUACAGAAGAAUACAUUCUGUUCUUAAGAAGAACAGAAAGAAAAAGCUGGCUGAGAGGAUUGCAUUUAAACUAGGAAUCAGAAUAAACAAACCACUGAUCAAACAGACUAGAAUACUAAAGUGCUGUCUGUGCAAUGCUGGAAAUAUUUAAAGAACAAAUUUUAAAAGUUUCUUUUCUUCUAUUUAUUUUUUAAAAUAUUAAAAACAAAAAAUCCUGCAUUUCAUGCAAGUAUCUGGAUGCUGACUCGGGGCUGAGGGCGACUUGGAGGACUAUCUCUUGCUCAAGGACUCCUGCAGAGCCAAGACUGCCAGAGGCUGAAUGUAUGCAAGACACAUCUUUCCCAGCUCAUGGGCUCAGCUGGAAGUGAAGCUGGGAAGAUGAAUUCUCUCCUCUUGCCCCUUCUUUCCAGACCAAUUAGUCCUGGGAUGAUCUGUACCACAAGCUUCAAUAUGGAUGUAGGAGCUUUGAAGUAACCAUGCUUGGAAAACUGUGGCCAAGCCCAUGUUGUGUGAAAAGUGCUCUGAUCCAGACAGGGACUUGGUCAUCAGAGUUGGAAACAGCUAAUGAAUUUAUUAUGCUUUUGUGUGUAUUGCUCUUUGAGACAGCUCUUUACUGGUCCAGGCUGGAGCCUAAACACUCACAGUGAGGUCAGGCCCUUGAUUUCAAUGGGCUUUUUUUCAUCUUUGGUUUGCCAUACUAAUAUGGUUGUCCAGUCCUCUACCUGGCACCACACAGUGCAGACAAGCCACCACCACAACAGAGAUGGUUGUGGUCCCGGUGUGGGGCCCAUCAGCACAGAGAAAGCUAAAACCAUGCUGUGGCUGGGGGAAAGCAGAGAAAGGAGUGCAGGUGCCUCUCUGAAAUCCCGAGGCCCAAAGGAGCACGUGCCUGGGAACGUGGCUUCGGCAGAGAUAAGUGUCCACCAGGGUUUGGUGCUGGUUUCACUAAUGCUGAGCAGCUCUCAGUAGGCAUGGGAGAGCUCUCUUGGUCCGAUGAACUGGGCUGAGCUCAGCUACCUUCACAAAAGUCAAUAUUGCCAGGUGUUGUAUGCUGUCCUGUUGAACUCCAGUGAGCCUCACCCUGGCACUGAGCUGUUUCCUGCUGGUCUCCUCGUUUUCUCAGCCGCAAAUAGGCUGUUUGUGUGACCUUCCCAUUGACAGAGAGCCAUCAGAGAGGCUUGAUUCCCAAAUGCCAUGGUGUGCCAGCUAGCAUUAGCAUCUGCCUGCCAGAGCGUGAGGAUCACAGCAUCCAGCUGGGACACAGCAGCAACUCUGGACCUUGGCCAUUCCACCAAAGGAAAUGAGAUGCUGCACGGAGACAUCCACAAGCCAACAGGGCUUCUAGGAGGUCCCCUUCCUCUACUUUCCCCCUGUCCAGGUUGCUGUAGUGAAGGGAGUGUGGUUACACUGGCCAAGCCUCACAGGAGUGAUGAGCUGCCUCCCCAACACACAUCUCUGAUGCUACUCUCCCCUCCCCAGCUGCAGUGGUCCAGCUAUCCCAGGGAUCUCCCCCCACUACACAUGCUCACAUCACCCACCACCACUGGAGCCUCCUUUAGUCUCCCACCAUUCCUGCUUCCACAGCAUACUCAGUAGAUGAUGCAGCAUAGCAAUGUUUUCAAGCGCUAUCUCAGGCCAGCUUUCUCCAACAUCCUCCUCCCUCUACUCACAGCUCUGUGGGCCUCCCAUGCACCCCACCACAGUCCAAACCGUCAGGGUUUCAGAGGGGCUGGGACUCUGUGUGCGUGUGCGUGUGUGUCAUACCGUCUGUGUAAUAGCAUUUGCCGGCCUGUUUAUAUUCAUACCAAACAAUGUAAAACGAAAGCAUAUGUCCAAGUGAAAUAUUCUAAUUAAAAAGUAUAA